Molecule: messenger RNA, 1194 nt
Organism: Eutrema salsugineum
Lineage: Eukaryota; Viridiplantae; Streptophyta; Magnoliopsida; Brassicales; Brassicaceae
Product: polygalacturonase
Exons: 4
Coding region: 1-1194 (397 amino acids)
Biological process (GO): carbohydrate metabolic process
Molecular function (GO): polygalacturonase activity
Source: RefSeq, a predicted model, not a curated record
AUGGCAUCAUCUCUAAGCUAUGUUCACGUCUUUCGUAUCGUUAUAACAGUCAUUAUGUCACACUUUGGUCAGCUUGACGCAAGAACAAGUCUUAACGUUUUGAAUUUCGGGGCAAAACCAAAUGGCCUCGUAGACUCCACGAAAGCCUUUUCGGAUGCAUGGGACAACGCAUGUGGCUUGGAAGACUCAGUCAUAAUUUACGUGCCAAAAGGAAGGUAUUUGGUUAGUCGGGAGCUUCGGUUCGAAGGAGAGAGUUGCAGAAGCCGUGAGACAACCCUAAGGAUUGAUGGGACUUUAAUUGGUCCACAAAAUUAUAGGUUGCUUGGGAAAGAAGAAAACUGGUUUAGUUUUAUUGGUGUUCACAAUAUUACGGUACUUGGAGGUUCUUUUGAUGCUAAGGGGUCUACCUUGUGGAGUUGCAAAGCUAAAGGUCUAAACUGCCCUGAAGGCGCAACGACACUUAGAUUCAUGGAUUCAUACAACGUGAGGAUAAAAGGAAUAUUGUCAUUGAAUAGCCAACUGUUCCAUAUAGCAAUUAACCGUUGCAGAAACAUAAAGAUUGAAGAUAUCCGAAUCAUAGCACCAGAUGAUAGUCCCAACACCGACGGCGUUCACAUUCAGUUAUCGACUGACAUCGAGGUCCGAAAUGCUUCCAUCAAAACCGGAGACGAUUGUAUCUCAAUCGGACCCGGUACAAAGAAUUUGAUGGUAGAUGGAAUCACUUGUGGUCCUGGACAUGGAAUCAGCAUUGGUAGCUUAGCGAAGAACCUAGAGGAGCAAGGAGUGAAGAACGUGACCGUGAAGAAGGCAGUGUUCGUACGGACGGACAAUGGGCUACGGAUAAAGUCGUGGCCACGUCAUAGCAAUGGGUUUGUGGAAAGAGUUCGGUUCUUAGGGGCUCGUAUGGUCAACGUCUCGUAUCCUAUCCUCAUCGACCAGAACUAUUGCCCUGGCGAUUCUUACUGCCCUUCUCAGGAAUCAGGAAUCAAAAUAAACGACGUAAUAUACAGCGGAAUUACAGGAACAUCGGCCACAACGGUUGCUAUAAAGAUGGAUUGCAGUGAGCGAUUCCCAUGCACCGGGAUUCGAAUGCAAGCCAUUAAUCUAAGUUAUUACGGUAAAGAAGCAAAGACUUCUUGCACCAAUGUUUCUGGUAAGCAACUUGGUUUGGUUUUACCCAAUGGAUGUCUUUGA